This is a messenger RNA of Papilio machaon (common yellow swallowtail), 1862 nucleotides long. It is a transcript of the gene Gdi, whose product is annotated as rab GDP dissociation inhibitor alpha. Gene Ontology annotation, molecular function: Rab GDP-dissociation inhibitor activity. The coding region runs from base 139 to 1470 and encodes 443 amino acids. Gene Ontology annotation, biological process: protein transport; small GTPase-mediated signal transduction; vesicle-mediated transport. The transcript has a single exon. The record is from RefSeq and is a predicted model, not a curated record. Gene Ontology annotation, cellular component: cytoplasm. Lineage: Eukaryota; Metazoa; Arthropoda; Insecta; Lepidoptera; Papilionidae.
GGUACUUUUUCGUCGACGUCAUCGUAGGCGGACAUAUUUGGUCAGUGUUCUCUGUUCCGACAUUUUGACAUUUAUUUCCCGGUUGCUUCCAUAUUUCUAACUUUUAAGAGUUUUAUUCAGUUUUUAAGCCUUACCAUUAUGGAUGAAGAAUACGACGCGAUUGUUUUGGGCACAGGGCUCAAGGAAUGCAUCCUAAGCGGUAUGCUUUCGGUAUCUGGAAAAAAAGUAUUACACAUUGAUCGUAACAAGUAUUACGGCGGUGAAUCUGCGUCGAUUACUCCGUUAGAAGAAUUGUUCGAAAAGUUCAAUGCUCCACCGCCGGAUGAAACAUAUGGACGAGGACGUGACUGGAACGUGGACUUGAUCCCCAAAUUUUUGAUGGCGAAUGGCCUCUUAGUGAAACUGCUUAUCCAUACGGGCGUAACCCGCUACUUGGAAUUCAAGUCUGUGGAAGGAAGCUAUGUUUACAAAGGUGGAAAAAUUUCGAAAGUGCCGGUGGAUCAAAAGGAAGCGUUGGCAUCUGAUCUGAUGGGUUUGUUCGAGAAAAGACGUUUCCGCAAUUUCCUUAUAUACGUCCAAGAUUUCGAUGAACAAGAUGCGAGGACCUACAAAGGUAUUGAUCCUACUACGGAUAAAAUGAGUAAAGUCUACAACAAUUUUGGACUUGAUAAAAACACCCAAGACUUUACUGGCCAUGCAUUAGCUCUUUAUUUGGAUGACAGUUACCUCGAACAACCAGCAAUACAAACAAUCAAUCGUAUUAAGUUAUAUUCCGAUUCUCUUGCCCGGUAUGGGAAGUCUCCAUACUUGUAUCCAAUGUAUGGCCUGGGAGAGCUGCCUCAAGGAUUUGCACGUCUCUCUGCUAUAUAUGGGGGAACUUACAUGCUUGAUAAGCCUAUUGAUGAAAUUGUCCUUGGAGAAGAUGGCAAGGUUGUUGGAGUACGCUCGGGGAAUGAGAUAGCUAAAUGUAAACAAGUAUACUGUGAUCCCAGCUAUGUGCCCGAUAGGGUACGCAGGAAGGGUAAAGUUAUUCGCUGCAUUUGUCUUUUAGAUCACCCUAUUGCUAAUACGAAGGAUGCAUUAUCUACGCAGAUAAUUAUUCCUCAGAAGCAGGUGGGAAGGAAUUCGGAUAUUUAUGUUUCCUUGGUGUCAUACACUCAUCAAGUGGCUCCUAAAGGUUGGUUCAUUGCUAUGGUAUCCACUACUGUGGAAACUGAUGACCCAGAAUCGGAGAUCAAGCCUGGCUUGGAGUUACUGGGGCCGAUCCGGCAGAAGUUUGUUAGUGUAACUGAUUACUUUGAACCAAUUGAUGAUGGGAGCCAAAGCCAAAUAUUCAUAUCCGAAUCCUAUGAUGCUACAACCCACUUUGAGACUACUUGUCUAGAUGUACUAAAGAUCUACAAGAGAGGCACUGAUGAAGAUUUUGACUUCUCGAAAGUGAAGGUGGAACUGGGAGAGGAGGAGCAGUAGUAAACUUUUACCUACCUAUGUAUAUUUGCUUGUUAAUUUUAACAUUUGUUUAUAUCUGGCUAUAAAAUGAAUUGUUCAUUAGGGUUCUUGGGUAAACAGCAUAGAGAUUGUAUGUAUGUAAAUCGCUCCAUCUAAAAUUAUCCAAUUGCAUUAUUUUUAUUUCUACCAGAAGUGAUUUAAUUAAAUGAUAUAAGAAUGUUAUUUAUAGGAAUUUAUUCUCCAUUUAAGAUUGCUUUUAUAAUUUAAGAUAUAUUGCAAGAAAUGAUUGCACAAUUGGUAGAAACAACAGAAAUGCAUUCCAUUUCAAUACUUUUGGACUCGGUAUCCAUAUUAUAUUGCAAGUUAUUGAAUGCUCACUUUACAUUUAAAUGUUUUGUGUAAGAUCAAAAAUA